Messenger RNA from Rotaria sordida, 330 nucleotides. The record is from the annotation of a GenBank genome assembly. Lineage: Eukaryota; Metazoa; Rotifera; Eurotatoria; Philodinida; Philodinidae.
AUGGAUGACUCCCCAUUUACUUAUAAGUCAGUAACGGAUGAAGACUUGGAAAUGUUCGCCAAGCAUAAGAAUACUAUUAAUAGUGAAGUCCGAAAAAAGCAUCCAUCAAUUCCGGCUAAUUUUGAGCUGAAACCAGUACGUGCUCGUCACGUUCCAGCCUGUGGCACGAUUCAUGAUUUCAAAAUCGCUCUACCUGAUAAUCAAUUCGUCAAAGUUUCCUGGAUCACAGGCGCAAUGCAGAUGUAUCCACCAGGCGAAAAACCACCUGAACAUCCACCAGAGCCUCAUAUCAACGUUGACGAUACAUUAACAUCAACACCUGAUGAAUAA